AUGCCUCAGGUGCCGGAGUUUUAUUCCGGUCGGAAGCGGUGGGACGGGCAGACCGCUUCCCUGCCGGAGGUGACAGUUCAGUUUGUAUUACAACUGGGGAUGUGGUACUGGAAAGAUGAAACCAGAACUCUUGAAUUCAGAAGUCACAGAGAGAGAGGCAGAGACACAGGAAGAGGGAGAAGCAGGCUCCAUGCACCAGGAGCCCGACGUGGGAUUCGAUCCUGGAGCCCGACGUGGGAUUCGAUCCUGGGUCUCCAGGAUCGCGCCCUGGGCCAAAGGCAGGCGCCAAACCACUGCGCCGGCAAAGGGAAACGUUUUACACCUGCAGUAGAACUCAAGGAAAAAGGGAAGAAAGGCAAAGCAAUACACUUUGCUGAAACUGAUGGUCCAGCUGCAGACAGGUUGACAGAUAAAAAAUUUGCUUCAAGAGAUGAUAAGUCACCUAAAGCCUGGAAAACAGGUCAGCAGGGCAAUGUGAUGCUACAUGAUGCUAAAUUUGUUGCUUUGUUUUUGCUACAAGAUACUGAGAUGCAGUGGAUCUGUUCUUUUACAAUAUUUAUGAGGAAUAAGAAUCUUGACAAUUUCCUCAUGGCAUUAUUAUACUAUUUAUCUCAUUACUUGGAAAAAAACUCACUGGAAAAACAACCCAAAAGCUAUAUGGUGGGCCUCGUAGAGAAAAAAGAGAUGGAAUUGGUUAUAAAUAAGUUAGAAGCAGCACAAUACUUAGCACAGAAGUACUGCAUCCUUGUCCUGGGCUUGGCUAUGCCUGACAAACAUCAUAUGUGCUGUGGAAAGGAGAAAAUCUCAGAUACACAAAAAGAUUGGAAAUUCUUUGAGUCCUUUUAUACUUUCUGUACGUAUGUAGCUUGGAUUGUCUUCCGACGUCAACACUUCACAGAGAUUGAGGAAGAAAUAGGGAGGCUCUUUCGUACCAAUUUGUUCAACAUUCCUCGGAGGAAGCGUGAGGAUGAAGAAUCAGGAGGGGAAAAGAAACGCAUGACUCUUGUACAAUUCAGGAGAAUGAUGGCAAAACGCCCAGCGAUUAAAAAAGCCAUUCACAUGCACUCUCCAGUCAUGUCUACUCUGCUGCCAUCUCUCAGAGAAAAAGCUCAGGAUAUCUUUGAGAAAAAGAAUCAUCAAGUAGGCAUCAAAUUCCCAGCCCAGAUGCAAGAGCACAUGGAAAGUCUGGACUCUGUGCCUAUGCCAACAGUUGGCAUCCUGGGGGAGCCUCGAUGUCUGUUCAACCUCCAUACCCUUCUUCCUCUUGAUCUGGAAGAAAACAUGAAAUCAGAUGGGAGACAUUCUUCCCUAAUCGAAAAAAAUAACAUGAAAAUCCAAGAUACACUGAACUUAGUCAUGAGAACACUAUCCUCUCAAACAACAUUCCCUAAAUAAUCGGGUACCUUCCAUUUCUGUAAUUAAGUUCCUAUAUUUGAAGUAAACUACUUUGAUUUAAUCACUUUAUAUAGGACUAAUAUUUAUUAUUGUUAAACUUUUUAAGUUGUUCAAAUUAUUUUGUUAAAAGUGGAAUAGUAGACAAGGAAUCCCAGAAAGCUCUUGAAAAGCUCAUUUUCCUGUAUUGACUAGUUUGUUUUGUUAUUAUAUAUUUACUUCCUUGGCUUCUAUGUGACUGUUUAGAGUAAUGGUAAUGUAUUAGAAUAUUUAGCCAAUAUUCUAGGGGACUAGUGAAGAAACAUCCUGUGUAUUUGUUUCUAAGCUCAUUUUUACUAUAUGAGAGAGUAUCUUUGGUACAUUUGAAAAGUAAAUUUUAUAAAAAGGGAAAUUAAAAUGUUUUAAAAAUGAAACUUCCUGGGGCAGCCCUGGGUGGCUCAGCGGUUUGGCGCCUGCCUUCGGCCUAGGGCGUGAUCCUGGAGUCCUGGGAUCGAGUCCUGCGUUGGGCUCCCUGCAUGGAGCCUGCUUCUCCCUCUGCCUGUAUCUCUCUCUCUCUCUCUCUCUAUCAUGAAUAAAUAAAUAAAAUCUUGAGAAACA
Molecule: messenger RNA, 1989 nt
Organism: Nyctereutes procyonoides (raccoon dog)
Lineage: Eukaryota; Metazoa; Chordata; Mammalia; Carnivora; Canidae
Gene: PPP1R36
Product: protein phosphatase 1 regulatory subunit 36
Biological process (GO): negative regulation of phosphatase activity
Molecular function (GO): phosphatase binding
Source: RefSeq, a predicted model, not a curated record